AUGUCUCUCUCUGUCUACAAUUCUGGAGCCUCCCGCCAAACUUCCUCCCGCAGUGGGGUGGGGGGUCGCCGGCUCAGCCGUCUGUCCAGCUCCAGUAGUGGAGGCUUUGGUGGAAACAUUUUUGGCUCUGGGGCAUGUUCUGGGAGUAGUUUCAGUGCUGCAUCCAUGUUUGGUUCCAGCAGUGGCUUUGGCAGCAGCUCUGGAAAUGCCUUUGGAGGAGGACUGGCCAGUGGUUAUGCAGCAGGACUGGGCAGUGGUUAUGGAGCAGGUCUAGGCAGUUGUUAUGCAGUAGGACUGGGCAGUGGUUAUGGAGGUGGGCUAGGAAAUAGUUAUGGAGGAGGACUGGGCAGUGGCUCAAUGGGCAUCCCCUGUAGCAAUGAUGGAGGCCUUCUUUCGGGAUCAGAAAAGGAGACCAUGCAAAACCUCAACGACAGGCUGGCUUCCUACCUGGCUAAAGUCCGGGCUCUUGAGGAAGCAAAUACUGAAUUGGAGAACAAAAUUAGAGACUGGUAUGAAACACGUGUAACUGGCGACUCUGUGUCCGGAAAUGAGUAUGAAAAAUAUUACCCAUUAAUCGAAGAUCUUAGGAAUAAGAUUAUUUCAGCCACAAUCGAGAACGCUCGGCUCAUUUUGCAGAUUGACAAUGCACGGUUGGCAGCUGAUGAUUUCAGAAUGAAGUACGAAAAUGAGCAGGCCCUGCGCCAGAAUGUUGAAGCUGACAUCAAUGGCCUGCGUAGGGUGCUGGAUGAGCUGACUCUGGCCAGGGCUGACCUGGAGAUGCAAAUUGAAGGCCUGACAGAAGAGCUGGCUUAUCUUAAGAAGAAUCAUGAAGAGGAACUUCAAGCCAUCCAAGCUGGAGGGCCUGGCCAAGUCAGUGUGGAGAUGGAUGCUGCUCCAGGAAUCAACUUAACCAAACUCCUAAAUGACAUGAGAGGGCAGUAUGAAACCAUUGCCGAGCAGAAUCGCAAGGAAGCCGAAGCUUGGUUCAUUGAGAAAAGUGGAGAAUUAAAGAAGGAAAUCAGCAGCAACACAGAACAACUCCAGACAAGCAAGAGUGAAAUAACGGACUUGAAGCGCACACUCCAGAGUUUAGAAAUUGAGCUCCAGGCUCAACUUGCUAUGAGAAAGUCCUUUGAAGACACCCUAGCAGAAACAGAAAGUGGCUACUGCAAUCAGCUAUCCCAGAUACAGUUCCAAAUUGGCAGCUUGGAGGCCCAGCUUUCCCAGAUGAGAUGUGACAUGGAGCGUCAGAAUGCAGAGUAUGAACAACUCCUAAAUAUCAAGACCAGGCUGGAGAUGGAGAUUGAAACCUACCGACAGCUGUUGGAAGGAGAACUUGAAGGGAAUGGUGCUGUUGAAAGUUUAAACCUGCCAGAGUCCAAUUCUCAAGCUCAGUCAAUUGAUUCUUCCAAAGAUCCAGCCAGAACCAGGAAAAUCAAGACAAUUGUGCAAGAGGUAGUAGAUGGGAAAGUAGUUGCCUCCGAGGUUCGAGAAAUUGAAGAAGAAAUAUAAGGCACCCCAA
This is a messenger RNA of Gracilinanus agilis (Agile Gracile Mouse Opossum), 1522 nucleotides long. It is a transcript of the gene KRT12, whose product is annotated as keratin 12. The record is from RefSeq and is a predicted model, not a curated record. Gene Ontology annotation, molecular function: structural molecule activity. The transcript is spliced from 8 exons. NCBI's taxonomy places the organism in Eukaryota, Metazoa, Chordata, Mammalia, Didelphimorphia, Didelphidae. Bases 1 to 1512 code for a protein of 503 amino acids.